Messenger RNA from Amoebophrya sp. A120, 1327 nucleotides. The record is from the annotation of a GenBank genome assembly. Lineage: Eukaryota; Dinophyceae; Syndiniales; Amoebophryaceae.
AUGUUGGUGUUCAUGCUGCACGUGUCGGAGGUCGUGGACGUCCCCUCAGCCUUCGGGGGUAUCGUGAACACAACACUCAACAUCCUGGCGAACACGUCCAAUUCGACCGCGAUCAGCCCGGUCGCCAAGACUCCGCUGACUCCGGAAGGAGGCCGGUCUUGCAUGGAGCAGCUGGAGCACGAGAACCCGGAUACACCACGUGCCUUCUUGCGGACCCACAGUGACCACAAACCGCGUUUUAUCCUGAGCAAAAACGUCACCACCCCAUAGUUGUCAUGCCGCUUUGCUGUUACUUGACGGAAGAUUUGUAAUGCGCAUCCCCACGAGCAGAGACCUCUUUCUAUUUUUAUCGUGUUUAUUUGGCAUUUGUAAGUCUAAGCAACGAUGCAAAUAAGAGGAUGAGCAGAGGGAUUUGUGAUGCGGCUGCCCUUCUUGCUAACCCACACUGCAAUACGGACUGCAACUUCGCAUGCGUGACGGGCAAAACUCGUAGGCUUGUGUUGCAAAAUCCCCAUCUUCACUAUGGGGCGGGGGCGUUUUUGCUCAGGAUACGUCUGGAAGAGUGUGAUAUGAUUCGUUCGGACAGGACAGUUCCAACUUCAGCAAUGUAGAUUGCACAAAAUCUUCAGAAGCACAAACGACGGCUGUGAUAAUCUUAUUCCUGACCACAUGCACCUAAAAAGCAUUGGCAUGAUUAUAAUGACGAAAAGGGUCGACCUUGCCAAACUAAUUUGAUGCUGUCGUGGCUGAGGGUGGCAUAGACGAAAAACGCGUCGAAAACCGGAGGAAGGUGAUGCAUGCGAACGGCCAGUGGGUCCGGGACCUGCGUGCGAAAGACCAGCAGCGGGAGGACGAGAUGUCUCCCCUCGCGGAAUCGGAGGACGCGUAGGGGGGCUGCCAAUUCGUGGAUGGCGAGAAGAACAACUACAGGCGAUGACAUCUUUUUGUUCGUGUCCAGUAUUUCAUAUAGCAAAAGCAAUUCAUAAAUAUUGAAAAGAUUGGCGCUACAAGAUCGAUGAGAGAAGCCACAUCAUCAGAACCGCAUGGAACUAUCGAAAAGUCAACUUCAUCAGAUCGCGUAGAUUACACAUCCUGUACAUUAACUUCUGGGCUAAAGCUUUUGAUUCAUAAUUGAUGACAAUGAGAAACACACUGCACUAGUACACAUAUCAGAAUAAAUUGAAAAAUCCCUGUCCUCCGCUAUCUAUGUUUACACCAAGCACUCUAUGCUUGUACGAUUUCCUUGUUUCACGCCGCAAGAAUAAUGUUGCAAAUAUCAGACAUUUUGAAGACACGACAGGCAUUGAUGUACAUGAGAACGCCGAUA